Molecule: messenger RNA, 784 nt
Organism: Drosophila mauritiana
Lineage: Eukaryota; Metazoa; Arthropoda; Insecta; Diptera; Drosophilidae
Exons: 1
Coding region: 16-660 (214 amino acids)
Source: RefSeq, a predicted model, not a curated record
AUAUUGGGCAUUGUGAUGUUCUGUUAUCGAAAGCAUCUUGUGGCGCCACUUAUCGGUUAUCGCCGCUAUUUUGUUAACAACAAAAGCGUAAACAACAUGUGCGAAUCGGUUACUCCGGCGGAUCAGCGCAAUGUGGAGGUGAAGGCACGGAUUCCGGGUGGAUCUGAGGGCUUCGAGCAGCGCCUAAUCCUGGCCAGAAACCUGAGCGGCAGUCAGGAUGCGCAGUUAAUCGAGCAGAGGGACGUCUUCUUUGAAUCUCCGCUGAGUGGACGCCUUAAAUUGCGCUACUUACAGGCGCCAUCGCGCUCCCAAUUGGUCUACUACGAUCGUCCCGAUGUGGCCGGUCCCAAGCUUUCCAAGUUCAACAAGACGGAGGUGGACGAACCGGAGGUGCUGGAGAAGAUCCUGCGCCAGUCGAACGGCGUCCUUGGUGUCCUGGCCAAGCGACGGCACUUGUUCCUUUGCGGACAGACGCGCAUCCACCUGGACGAGGUAAAGGAUCUGGGCCACUUCAUGGAGCUGGAGGUGUGCCUGACAGAGGAACAAACCCUCGAGGAGGGCCAAGCCAUCGCCGAGAAACUGUCCAGGGAACUGGGUAUCCAGGAGGCGGACCUCAUGACCGGCUCGUAUUUCGAUGCUCUUAGAAAGCUCAAUCAUUAAUCAUUCAUUAAUAUUCAUCCUCAUUAGGAUUGGUUCCUUACCCAAAAAAUGGGACUCUACCUUGUAUCAUAGAAUUACCCACAUUUGUUAUCCAUAAAACAUUCUGUGAGGCAAACAUAAAAUA